AUGAGCGAGGUGUGUGUCCGGGUGGCGCUCCGCAUCCGGCCCCUGCUUCCCAAAGAAGUCCUCCGCAACCACCAGGUGUGUGUGCGGGUGGUGCCGGGCUCCGAACAGGUGAUGCUCGGCUCCGACCGACUCUUCUCCUUCGACCACGCCUUUGGUCCGACAGCCAGCCAGGAGGAGGUGUACGAGUCCUGCGUCCAGCCCCUGGUGGAGUCCCUGGUCCACGGCUACAACGCCACCGUCUUCUGUUACGGACAGACCGGGUCGGGGAAGACAUACACACUCGGAGGGGGGAACCUGGAUGAAGAGGGAGGAAUUAUUGACUGCGUGGCCGAGGAAUUGUUCUUGUUGCUGGCUGAGCAGAGGAAGAGCGGUGAUGAUGUGGAAGCCAAAGUGCGGGUGUCAUAUAUGGAGCUGUACAAGGAGGAACUACGAGACCUGCUGGAGCUGCACACCAUUCAUAAAGAGCUUCAUAUCAGAGAGGAUGAGAGGGGAAACACCGUGGUGGUGGGAGCCAAAGAGAUGGUUGUCACCUCAGCAGAGGAGCUACUAAGUGUUCUUGAGACAGGCAAUGCCCUGCGCCACACUGGCACCACAGGGAUGAACGAGCACUCCAGUCGCUCUCACGCCAUCCUCACCCUUCAUCUUAUCCAGUGUGAUCACAGCAACAACUCCUCGUCACAAUCUGUCCGCUCUUCCAAACUCUGUUUGGUUGACCUAGCGGGCUCGGAGCGCGCUGGAAAAACAGGAAACACUGGAACACGUCUCAAGGAGUCUGUUCAUAUCAACACGGGCCUGCUCGCACUGGGCAACGUCAUCCGCGCCCUCUCUGACCCUGGUCGAAAUCGCCGUGGAAACAACUGCAAUGGUGCACACAUACCGUAUCGUGAUGCCAAGAUCACACGUCUCCUCCGUGAUUCAUUGGGAGGCACCGCUCAUACGCUGAUGGUGGCAUGUGUGAGCCCUUCUCACCACAGUGUAGCUGAGACUCUGAGUGUCCUGCAGUUUGCAUCCAAAGCCCGUCACAUUCGUAACCGUCCUGGAGCUAUAUCUACUCACACAGAGGUUAAAACAUGUCCUACAACCUGGGACCCUUGUGAUGCUCGACUGGGCGAGCUUAAGCACGAAGUACAGACACUGAGAGAGAUACUGAAAGACAAGGAGAGAGAGAUGGAAAGGGAGAGGACGGGUGGGAGAGCUGGAGAGGGGGAGGCCAUCAAACAGCCCAGUCAGAUGAGGAUGUCCGGUCCAGAUAAGAAGGUGAACCAAGAGGAACAGUCACAAUACCGUAUCCUGGCACAGGAAGCUGCUGCCCUGCUUGCAGAUGUCCCCAACCCCAAUUCAAGUCCUAAUUUCAGACAGCGGCUGCAGGAUUGGCAGGAGAGAUUAACGGCUGUCAAUCACUCACAUCAAACUGAUGAGAAGGACUGUUCAGAGGGGGGUGGAGAUCAACCCCACCACAUCACAAUAUUAAAGCUCAAAGAAGAACUCAGCAAAUGCAAGGAAGAUCUCACCAUAGAGGAACAGCUAUUGGAGCAGAAAGAUGCAGAGCUGAGACACAUUCAAAAAGCAGUAGAGAAACUUCUUCAAGAGAGGAAAACCCACCUUCAGGCCUUGGAGGAAGAACAGGAACGUACUCGUAUACAGACUGAACAACUCGUGGACCAGCAGAUCCUGAUCAACCGUCUCCGCAGCGACCUUGUGACCUUUAGGGGUGCAUCCUCAGGGGCAACCGUGGAAACAGAGGCUUCUGGGAACUCAGGCAAGAGACCCCACAGUGUCCCCCUGAUAAGACACAGCUUCGGGCACGGACCUCCCAGGAGGAUUCACUCCAGUCCCCCAGCCUAUUCAUUGGAGAGGGUGAUGGCAGCUUUUAAGACGCGCAGUCAUCUCCUGCUGGCUGAGAUUGAGGAGAAGGAUGAGGUGUACUGUCCGUUCAUAAAACAUCAGGCAGAGAGCAAAGAUGGGGAUCAAGAGAAGGAGGAGGAGGAGGAGGAGGAUGACUUUGUGGAAAGAGAGGGAUUUAGGCGUUCUUUAAACCGAACAUGGACCAGUCGGCAGAAGAAAUCCGUUGUGCAAGAUAAUAACUCUGGACUAGACCAAACAUCUAAUGGAAAUCCAUUAGCACAACAGCCUCAGCGAGCUACAGGGACCAAGGAAAACCACUCCACGCAGAGCCCGAUGAGGAAGGGCAGACUUAGAGCCAGCGUUACUCAGAGAAGGAUCCAAGAUCUGUCGGUCAACAUGCGCAUGAAAGAGGAGCUCAUCAAAGAGCUUGACAAAACUGACAUGGAGACCCAGGCAGCGGACAAACAUGGAAGGCACUGUGGUGAUGGUAGAGAAGCCAGCGUGUUGGCAAGCCUUUCCAUGAAGAGCCAGCAGGUCCGAGCGGAGAUGUACUACAGUCUGCAGCACAUGAGACUGCAGCGAGCACAGCUUCAGAGUAGCCUCGGGCAGCAGAGAGAGAACAACAGAAGCAAAGAACUGGACCAAUACAGGGAGCAAAGGGCAGGAGUUUUGACCAAAUGCAAAAGCAAUCACCAGGACGAGUUAAAGGAAAAGCUGCAUGACUGUGUCUGGCUGGAGGAGGAGGAAGAGCGGGUGGUUCAGAAGAGAGCAGAGCUGCAGGAGCUGGAGGAGGAGCUGAGGAGGAGAGAGGAGGUGCUCCUGCGCAGAGAGGCCUGUCGGCAACAGAAAAGCAAACUGGAGAUCAAGAUUCUCCGCUCUAGUCAGGCUCUGAGUCAGGACCUGCUGCGUGUGUCAACACGGUUGGAGUCCCUGGAGGAGCAGCUGCAGAGCAGCAGCGGUGUGAGGCCGACUGGAGGAGUCACCAUGGAGGAACUGGAGAGAGAGAGAGACACGCUUAAAAAGAGGAGGGUCACUCUAGACCUCCAGCUGAAGGACAACAGAGUGCUCACUGAGGAGGAGGAGCAUUCUCUGCUUCAGCUGGAGGAAGCUAUUGAAGCUCUGGAUGCAGCUCUGGAGUUUAAAAACCGCUCCAUCCAGGACAAGAAAAAGAAGUUGUUAAUCACAGACUCAUCUUUGAAACAGCCACAAACCACUGAACCCGCCCAACUCUGUGAUGUCAUAAGGAAGCUGAAGGGGCUCUCACCACCUGAGGCCUCUGAGCUACUCGUCAAAUAUUUCAACAAGGUUGUUUGUCUUCGUGAGGAGGAGCGCCGUUUGCGUUUGCGUUGUGAAGAGCUGGAGCUUCACGCUGGAGAGCAAGAUGUGCUGCUGAGGGAGAAAGAGGUCGCCCUGCAGCGCCUGGCCCUAGAUGCAGACCGCAGGCUCACCCAGCAGCAUCAUGAUCACCAGAACAACAUCCAGCUACUGCUGCAGGAACUGAAAGAAGACGGUUCAGGACAGGCAGAACAUGAUUUCAAAGACAGACUGCAGCAUCUGGAGAAAGAGCUGUUUUUCUAUAAAAGCUCCAGUCGGCAGCUUAAAAAGAAACUCAAAGAGCUUGUCAGUGACUCCCUUCACCCCGUCGAUCAGCCCUCACCCACACAGGAGCACAGACAGAAGCACAAUGUGCAGUCACACGCAAGUGCAAAGGAACCCCAGACGCACAGUGAGGAGGUACAGAUGAGAACACGUAUUUCUACGACACACGCAAAGAUGCACGCUGAGCACGAUUCUCAUAUGAAGAAACAUGCACACCAAACAUAUUGUCCCUCCUCAUCUUCUGACCUCCCAGCACGCAAAACGACAACGAUGCCCGAAUACAACCAGGCGCACACACAGUCCCAGGGGAGGAGUGAAAGGAGGGCGGGUCCCUCCGGGGACAGUUUGGAGAUGACACCAGUCCGUUUGUUUCGCAGAGAGCUGAGACAGAUCUCUCCAGCUGACCUGCAGGUCUGUAGGUCUGCCACAAGGAGGCAACAGUCUGUUGUGGAUACCAGCACAGAGUCAAUACUAGAGGACUCCAUAGAAGUGCCCAGAAACACUAACAGAUGAUGUUAUCAUGUUAUAUAUGUAAGGUUGAACAGGUUGUGUUCUCAGUCUUUCUUCAUAAAUUGUCCGACAAAAUGACAACUGCAUAGUUCAAGUCUGGAAGAGAAGAAAGUGACUGAAAUGUUGUUAAUAGUGAAAUGUCUUUACUGUGAACCAUUUCAGUCUCUUGUCAUGGCACUGUCUAUUUAUCCGUCUUCCUUGGUGAUCACAGAUUUGCCAGAUCCUGGCUAUGCUGAAUGCUGUUCAGAGUUCAGCCAUUCAAUAAGAGAAGAAAGGCCAGCGUUGUCAUGACAACAGAAUGGCCCUGAUUAAUGACUUGGAAAUGUUUGCACUUGAAAAUAGGGGAAAUUUGUCAUUUUGAGAAUUAGAUUAGAUUUGAGAUUACAGACUUUUGUCUUAAUUCUUGCGACACCCAAAAUACAUCAGAGCACAUUACAUUUUAUAUUGUAUUUUAAGUUUCUAGCCAUUGUCCGAGAUAAAGACAUAAAACAAGUUUUAAAACUGUAUGAACAUUGUGUGAGAAUGAGAUAUUUAAUUCAAAAAGCAGGACUUUUUAAAAUAUUAUUUCUGUUAAAAAUAGUAGCUCCCCUUAUGGUUACCAACAACUGCAUCCACUAAAUUGAUUCUCCCCUUUUUGCAAAUACUAGUUUAAAAGAUAAAACAUGUCCAUCAACCUUUUUGUUAAAUGUAAUCAAAUAGUGCCUUGUGAAGAGAACUUAUUUGUCUUUCCACCACUGUUUAGCACUUAAAAUGACCACUAAACUAGAUGCAAUGCUUUCUGCACUACAACAGUAAUAUAAAGCUUUGUAGUGUGUUUUUAUGAAUUAGAUUUUUCUGUAUACAAACUUUG
This is a messenger RNA of Anoplopoma fimbria (sablefish), 4804 nucleotides long. RefSeq names its product kinesin-like protein KIF27. Gene Ontology annotation, biological process: microtubule-based movement; mitotic spindle organization. The coding region runs from base 1 to 3957 and encodes 1318 amino acids. The record is from RefSeq and is a predicted model, not a curated record. Lineage: Eukaryota; Metazoa; Chordata; Actinopteri; Perciformes; Anoplopomatidae. Gene Ontology annotation, molecular function: microtubule binding; microtubule motor activity; ATP binding. The transcript is spliced from 15 exons.